Messenger RNA from Suillus subalutaceus, 1674 nucleotides. RefSeq lists its product as uncharacterized. NCBI's taxonomy places the organism in Eukaryota, Fungi, Basidiomycota, Agaricomycetes, Boletales, Suillaceae. Gene Ontology annotation, molecular function: FAD binding. The record is from RefSeq and is a predicted model, not a curated record. Bases 1 to 1653 code for a protein of 550 amino acids. The transcript has 11 exons.
AUGGCUUGUACUGGAAAACGCUCCAUAGCCCAAGGAAUCCAUGCCUCGAUUGACUACAAUGAUAAGCUAGAUCAGUCGGACGACGACAGUAACGGGGACUCAGACGCUAGCUACGACGCCGAUUUUUGGACCGAGGAAGAAUACGUCGAAGCCACCAAGGAAAUUCAGAAGAUUUGCAAAAACUCGAAGCAUGUUUCGCAGUUUUUGCGGUUUGGUGGCGCUGGUUAUAAAUUCAGUGUCUCUCACCAAUUCGAGAGCAGCUCUGAAGUAGCCCGCUGCGCAGUUCAACCUGGUAAUGUCGAUGACUUGAAAAAGAUCAUGAAGGUCUUCAAGUCGUAUGAUAAAGUGAAAUUUGCGGUCAAAGGGGGUGGACAUUCCACCAAUCCUGGUUUCAGCUCUACUACAGGCAUCCAGAUCUCCAUGGCCAAUUUCAACGAACUCGAAUAUAACAGCAAAACCCAGAAUCUACGCAUCGGAGCAGGAUGCCUCUUCGAUGAGGUCUACAAGGAAAUAGCCCAGUAUAAGCGAAACAUCGUCGGCGGGGCUACCGCUGCUGGUGUCGGAGUGGCUGGUUGGCUGCUGGGCGGUGGUUACUCUCUCUUGACCAACCAGUACGGUCUUGGAAUAGAUAAUCUAGUCGAGGUUCAAGUCGUCUUGUGCAAUGGAGAAUCAGUGAAGGCAUCCGCUGAACGCAAUAGUGACCUUUUCUUUGCUAUAAGAGGGGGCGGGAACAACUUCGGCAUUGUUACUUCAUUCACUGUCAAAACCUAUCCUCUGGGGCCUAUAUACCGGAACAUGUUGACGUUUCCAAUGGAUAAGGCCACAAAGGUGAAGGAGGCAAUUAUGAACUACAUUAAUAGGUGCAAAGACAAGAAGGCAGCGAUCAGAGCUGCAUACAGACAUUUCUGCAUCCGCGGGGAGGAUGUGCAGAAGAUCACUGUUGACCUUUUCUUUGAUGGGCCGCUUCCUUCCGACAAUCCUUUUGAGGAGCUCCUCGAAAUCUCUGACGAGAAAUGGAUUGAUCACGAGUUCCAGGAUGGAGCGGACAAAAAGCUUUCUGAAAACUUUGCAUUCAUGGACCAGCUUUUUUCCAAUAUCCAUAAUCCGUCCAGCAUCACCGCAGCGCCGUUGCAUUGUCCAGUUUAUGGGACGCCGCUCUCUUUACAGACAUACGCGAAGAAUCCUCAUGGAGCCGGUGUCGGUGAAGAGAAUGUUAGGGUGCGUUGGGGGACCGUGAUGGUUUCGCACUUCACCCGAAAGCUAUUGGAUGAGAUCGAGAACCAAUCAAAGCUCGCUGCCAGCAAGAUGAAGGACAACCAAGGAAAGUCAGCCCACUUUCCGCCUGCCUGGCCGCACCACAAAGGUCAGCCGAAUGGGCCGUUGUUCGUCUCCUUCCAAUGGGAAGGAGAAAGCAACGAUAAGUACUGGAUCGGGCUUAUGGUGCAGAUCCUGCGGUCUAUUCGAAAGGUGGCAGAGGCAGAGGGGUGCACUAAUGAAAACUUGCCCAACUAUUGCAACCUGUCGCUCGCCGAUACUCCAGUCAAGGACAUCUACAAGAACAAUUUGUCAAAGCUUAUGACAAUCCGCGCAAAGUACGAUCCUGACGACAUGAUGGGAAGAACUGGCGGGUUUAGGAUUCCUUUGGCGUUGUAGUGAAACUCAUUCAUUUUUACC